UAUAAAUACCCGCUUAUAGCUCGCCGUUGGAGGGAGGAGAGAGAGACACAUGGAUUAUAGUCUAGCAGCGCUGAAGCUGCUGUGCGUGCAACUGACAGACGCCCGCGAAACCCCUUCUCAGAACGCAUUGACUCUCGGCGGCAUUCUCUUCCAACGGGCAUGGUUGCAGGGCAUUUUGGUCUCCAAAGAUGGCGACGGCCGUCUGCUCCUUGAUGAUGGCACCGGUGUCAUCCAGCUUUCUCUUUCCGGCGACUUCCGUCUCCGCCGCUGGGAUAUAGGGAUGUAUGUGAUGGUAAUUGGUGGGUAUUUUGUUGGUACGGGUGAGAGUCCCAUGAUUAAGGUUCAUAAGAUUGUUGAUCUAUCACCAUUUCCUGAUCGAGAAGCCAUGUGGUAUCUUGAAGUAAUGGAGGCAUAUAAAUUGUUCUACCAGCCCUUAAUUGAAGAAUUCAUGUGAGUUUUGUUCAGAUCGUUUUUUAGCAUUGGGAAAACUUAGAUCACCUUGACUGUAGUCCCAGAAUUGCAAAAUUUUUGUGUAUCAACAUGCAUAACUAGCAGGAGUCUCUGUCUGAUUCUUUCUUCCCUCCAUGGGAAAGCUUGUCUCUUGUAUAGCUGUCUUGUGAUGUUUAAAAUUGCAAGGACAGUAAUGAAUAGUGGAUGUACUUAGUUCUGUUUA
Messenger RNA from Hevea brasiliensis (rubber tree), 673 nucleotides. RefSeq lists its product as uncharacterized. NCBI's taxonomy places the organism in Eukaryota, Viridiplantae, Streptophyta, Magnoliopsida, Malpighiales, Euphorbiaceae. Bases 50 to 454 code for a protein of 134 amino acids. The transcript has 4 exons. Gene Ontology annotation, biological process: regulation of sister chromatid segregation; DNA repair; negative regulation of double-strand break repair via homologous recombination. The record is from RefSeq and is a predicted model, not a curated record. Gene Ontology annotation, cellular component: cytosol; nuclear speck.